This is a messenger RNA of Phalaenopsis equestris, 2136 nucleotides long. RefSeq lists its product as uncharacterized. The record is from RefSeq and is a predicted model, not a curated record. Gene Ontology annotation, biological process: ribosome biogenesis. The transcript has 2 exons. NCBI's taxonomy places the organism in Eukaryota, Viridiplantae, Streptophyta, Magnoliopsida, Asparagales, Orchidaceae. Gene Ontology annotation, cellular component: nucleolus. The annotation marks the transcript as partial.
ACUAUCUUCCCCUCGCCUUUCCCGCCGGAAACCCUCGCCGUCGUCCCUUACCCUCUCCCGGUUCGCCUCAAUCCAUCGCCUUCAUGACCAAAAGCUCGCGGUACAGGCGCGGUUAGCUAGCUGGGAAGGCAACGACGGGAUCGCGGCGACAAAGCUCCCAAACUUCCUUCUUUCUCCUCCUCGCUCUCCUACCAUAAACCAUUGAGGAAGAAAACCCUCGUCUUUCUCCACGCCUUAGCGCGCUUCAGCUUCUUUAAAUCCGUAAAUUUAAGGCCAAACGGAGGAAAAGAUGGCUUUUUUGCUGUUGGACGUGAUUUUUAGGUUAAAUCCUGCUCAAAUCCUGGCACCAAACGGCCCAUUACUCUUUGGCGGAAUUUAGUUUGCAUACGGUCACCGAGCAGCCCCUAAAUCCUCUUGUCUCGCUCCCUCAUGCUUAUUGGGACGUCAAGUUGCUCUGUAAUGGCGUGCUCCAAUUCUACUGUCCCCGCAAAAUCCCGUAUCAAGCGGAGAAAACUCCCACCAGUGUUUUCUGAAGAGCAGCCGCAACCGCAAGAAGAAGAUCGAGAUGAGGGUAGAGACCUGAAGAAGAUCAAGCUUUGCAACACCUGGGAGAACCUUGAUCUCAUUCUUACUUUACAAAGCAGAGAAAUUAAUCUGCAAAGGAAGAUCGAGGCUUCUUUUGAUUUUGCAAAUUCGGAAGCCAGCAACGGUGAUGGGAAGAUGCAGCCCGUUUCUUUUACACGGGCACUGCACUAUGUUUUCGAUUGGAUGCAGUCGCUUUUGAUGUCUACAGACCGAAACAGGAAAAACGGCGAGCCUUUGGAUCCUUGCCUGGACUACAGAUGCUGGGCCGUAAUCAGAUCCUGCUCAGAGAAGUUUUCAGCGGGACCCUCCCCCAAUUUAUUAAGAGCUGUAGCGCCUGUUUUGAAGCAAGCAUUGUUCUUAUUGGACUCUAACUUUUUAUUAGGAGUAGAAUCCAACCAACUAUUUGAGAAUGCUUUGCAGUGCCUCUCCUCAUUGCUUGCUUCAAAAUCAAGAGCUUUUUACAAUGUGGGCAUGGAUUUAUGGAUUUCAUGUGUUGUUGAUGUUCUUAAUAUUAUCGGUAAAGUUUCGAGCAGAGAAAAACAGGCAUCUUUGGUGGCUAAAGUCCUUUUGGAUCUGUCAGCACUUUUGCUUGAUCACUUUUCUAGUUUUCUGAGAUUCCAUCCAAACCCAAAGAACAUAUUCUGUGUUUUUGUAGAGAGGCUACUCGAACAGUUGUUCGAGGUGUUUGUUCUAUUGCGGCUGAGAACCAAAGAUAGUUGUUUUGAACAAUUUGCAAGCAUGCUGAAGAUUGUUGAAGAUGUUAUGUUGAACGGCUUGUUUCAUCCUUCUCAUAUUAGUGGUUUUUUAAGCUCAAGGAGUUCAACUGUGGGGCAGGAGGUGAAAUCUAGAGGUGCUAACGAGAGUUAUCAUAGGCACUUAUUCAACAAACUGGAGAAAUUUAUACAAGAGAAAAAGAUAACGGCAUUGGGUGGAUUUGCAUGCUUGCUCCGUUUGUUUGCUGGCAAAGCCAAGGGUCAGCAAGAUGGUUCUUUGUCAUUUAGAGGACAUCAGGUAUUGAAAAAAGGUAAUGCGGUCUCUGGAGAUGCUCAGGAAGCAGUUUUACCUCUUUUUGAAGUAUUUAUGCAAUUUAUGAAACCUCUGUUGCGAGAGUGUAAAAAUUGUGCAGAGGAGUUAUCCAUAGUGUCAGGGGUCUCAGAACACAGGUUGAUAGAAUUGCAUUGCUUGCUCAGAUCUGUGAAUGAGAUUCUUGAAAGUUUCAUACAGGAGAAAAUAUAUGUCCGCACAGAAGACACGCCUGAAGGAAAGCAUUAUUAUUUUCUGAAAGAAAUUUAUGAUGCGUUUUAUUCUAUUUCAAUAAAGUUGCACUUUUUUUGGAUGUCUGAAUUGGAAAUGUGUGAUGAAGUAAAAAAGAUGCUUCCUUUGAUUCGAAGGGAGGUUGUUGUAGGUGUUGGUUGCUUUUUGGAAAUUGAAUACCGGGUUUUUGGGGAUGAUCUUGUAAUUAUAUGGCUUUUGUUAGUGUCAUACUUGGCUGCUAAUAUAUCUAUUUCUGAUGCUAAGCCUUGUUCGUUGCUGAUGAAUGAGAUUUUAAAC